CAGAGGAGAACCCCUGGGAAGGGCUUCACACGAGAGAGGGAGAGAGACGGGGGAGGAGAGAGAAAAGGGGUGUUAAGGGGAAGUGCAUUCUUUAUCCUCUUUCAUUUCAAAAUUCUUGAGUGGAGUUGUGUUUGGAGUAGUUUCCCACUGCUUGCUGAUCUCUCCAUGGAGCGUGUUUUGAACUAGACUAAGCAUGUGUGAGUGUGUGUUUUAGCUGGACUAAGUGUGUGUGAGCGAGUUUGAGCCAGUGCGUGAACUGGGCUGAGUGUGCCAGAAGACUGAGGUUGAAAAGGAUGAGCCAAAUUUGGGAUUUUCCAUCCGAUAUCAUGAUAUCACACCUUCUGUCCCCAAGUGACUACGGUACCAGCCUCAAGGACUUGAACGUUGUGGCCAUGUUGCAUCACUUCUGGGAGCAGAAACAGGUGAAGGGCUCCGACACCCAAUCAGAGGACUCGUUGAAGGGCUCUGUCAGCCAAUCAGAGGACUCGGUGAAGGGCUCUGUCAGCCAAUCAGAGGGCUUGUUGCUGUAUGAGUCGGCCCCCUCCCCAGGACCCCCUUACAUCUGCUACGUCACUCUGCCUGGAGGAAGCUGCUUUGGAAACUAUAUGGAGUGUGAGAGCCAGGCGAAGGCUCGUAGGGAUGCGGCGCGUGUCGCUCUGAUAAACUCUCUAGUGAACGAGCUGCCGUCUAGACGAAUCACUCCUCAGUUCAUCACACACAGCCUGCAGGAGGCUGCCUCAGCCAGCACUUUCUCUGUGGAGGAUGCCUGUGAUCCUAGCACCAGUAUAGGAACCUAUUGUCUCCUGCUCCAGUCAUACACAGGCAGAACCAUGCUGGAGUUCCAGGAGGUGAUGACCGUGUUUCAGUUGUUACACUGGAACGGGACGUUGAAGAUUCUAAGGAAGAGACAGUGUUCCCGCCAGAGUGUGAUUGGUUAUUACUCUCAGCGAGGGCUGGACGCCAGCAUGCGCAGCAGCAUGGCUCUGGAUUGGCUGGGCCAGGAGCGGCAGACUCCAAGGCAGUUGAGGGCAGAGCUACAAGCAGCACAGAGUGAACUGGACGUGGCUAGGCGUCAUGGAAAUGAACUCCGCUUCUACAAGGAAAAAACGGAGAUCCUUAGCCUGGCACUGAGUCACGCAUUCACACAUCAACCACACACAGAUACACACGGACCACACACAGAUUCACAAGAAUCAGCUUGAACCACACAUACACCACCAAUGAGUCGCACGCACACACACAAACUACAUGAACUACCUGAACCACACAUAAACUAUGAACCAUUAACCAUCCAGACACAGCACCUGAUCCACACAUGAAACCCUGAACCACCAUACAUACUACACACUAGCUAUCUGAACCACCCAGCAAAGCCUUUUUACAUAAAAAGUGAAUGUUGUCCCUGGUGGUAGAGAGAUUAAUUCAACCAGAAAACCUGUGGGUUGAAUCAGAUGAUCCACAGAGACCAGAGGAGCUUCAUCAUGAGAGGGACUGAGCAGGUGACUAGGUCAAAGGUCACCAGAGACCCUGCCAGGCUGCCUUCAACAUUACACACAGAGAACUGUUUACUUUAUUGCUGCUGUCAAAUUCAAGACACAUCAGGUUGCCUUGUGAAUGAGCUGACAUCAGUGAUUUUACAUACACAUAUAUAAAUACAUAUACAUACAUAUAUAUACACAUAUCCUUUUUAAAAAUGUAUUUCCCUUUAUUACUU
This is a messenger RNA of Coregonus clupeaformis (lake whitefish), 1714 nucleotides long. Its product is annotated as protein limb expression 1-like. Gene Ontology annotation, cellular component: cytoplasm. NCBI's taxonomy places the organism in Eukaryota, Metazoa, Chordata, Actinopteri, Salmoniformes, Salmonidae. The transcript is spliced from 6 exons. The record is from RefSeq and is a predicted model, not a curated record. Gene Ontology annotation, biological process: autophagosome maturation. The coding region runs from base 294 to 1202 and encodes 302 amino acids.